Cinara cedri is the source of this 5202-nucleotide messenger RNA. NCBI's taxonomy places the organism in Eukaryota, Metazoa, Arthropoda, Insecta, Hemiptera, Aphididae. The record is from the annotation of a GenBank genome assembly.
CAAAAUAAAUAGUUAAUUGGUUAUUUGAACAAAUAAGGUCAUGAAUAUUUAUGCAUAAUGAAAAAUAAAAUUACGUGAAUAUUGUACAAAUGGAUAUACUGUUGUAUACGUAUUGAUGUUAUCAUUUUAACUGAAUAAUGUCUAAAAAAUGUAAUGUUUAAUAAUUUGUACUACAAAAAUUCCAAACUAUCAUUAUUCAUUUUUAUUAGUCAUAACUAUUAACCUUAAACUCAAAAAAAUACAAUUUUCUCUUCAUUUUUAUUAAAAUUAUAAUUUCAAAAUAACUUCAUCAUGAGUAAAACAUUUGUAACGGUAAGACAUUUUUGUAAAAUUAUGAAUUAAUAAAAUUAUAUUUACCUAACCUUAUAAAAUACUUUAUAUUUAAUAAAAUUAUUAUUAAUUUGUAUUCAUUUACCUACAGGCAUCUUAUUCUGACGAACAUCUAUCUGGUAAGUAAACUUUGUAUAUGUAAUCUUAAAUCAUAAAUGAAUGUACUCGCCACAUAAUAUGUGUACCUACUGUAAGUAAUGACUACAAUCUCAUUACCUUAUUUGGGUCUAAUAUGAAACCCGUCCUCAUAAGUAAAAGACAUUUUGUAACAAGGCUAAAAAAUGAGCGUUUUCAUUUAAUUUUGUUAUACAAAUAUCAGUGUAUACGUAUAUUGCAGAGUACCUACAUCUUAAUAAAAACACUUCUACAAAAUGUAUUCUUAUAAUUAUGAUACUGUAAAAGUGAUUACUUCAAUGGACGGUAAUAAUUAUUAUUUCUAUUGUUAUGAUUUUUUUAUGUACAUAUGUUUUUGUUUUUAGAAAUGCAAGAAGCAUUUCAGUUAUUUGAUAUUCGAGGCGACAACAAAAUUCAUAUAUCACAAAUUGGUAAUGCGCUACGUGCAUUAGGACAAAAUCCAACUGAGUCAGAUGUUAUUAAAUUUACUCAACAGCAUAAAGCAGGUAAAUAUUGCUCUUAUUAUUUUUCAUUGUUUUACUAUGUAGAACACAAUGAAUAAUAAUAUAAUAACUAAAAAUAAGUAUAAUGAUGUAAACAUAACUUGUCUAAUUUAAUAAUGAAUUUGAGUAGUGAUUAUCAUAUUUCAAAAUGAUUUAAAGUAAUACCUAAUUAGAAUUUGAAUUGAAACACUAGCUUAAAAAAUUUACGAAUGUUACAAAUUUAACAUCCUUUUAUUAGUGUUAUUGAAACUGUAAAAUUUAAAGAUUAACUAUUAAAAUAUUUUUAUUAAUUAUUUUUGGAGAAAAAAAGAGAACUGGACUUAUUUGUAUUAUAUUAUGUGACAAUGCAUAUACAAAUUAAAAUUGUGUAGUACCUAUGCAGGGUCAUUAAAAUAUCAUGAUACAGUCAAAUUUGCCAUGAAAUCAUUUAUGUAGUGACUUGGAGCGUGACAUUUCAAUAGUACUCGUAUUACUCUUUCCCUACCUAAACUUGAAAGUGGAGUAUCUUGAAGUUGAUAAUGGUGAAUUGACAGAAAUCGAAAUGUUUAACACUAAAAUAUAUUUAAACUAAUACAUCUAUUUACGAAAUUUGCAAUUUAAAUUUCCAUUUGAAUAUUAAAAGUUGGUAGUCGUUUUAACUCCAAAAAGAAACCCAAUAUAAAACUUAGAAUAUAUGAUAACAAAAGAUUUUUUUUUCUAAAUAAUUAUUUCUUAAUAAAUUUAACUAUAUAAUGAAAUGUGAAUAGCCCUUAAUACUUUAUCUUAAUGAAUUUAUUUAUAUCAUGAAAACAUUAAAUUCAAAUUUGUACAACAAUGUACAGCAAUUAAUUUUAGAUUCUGAGUGGAGCGAAGAGCUUAUGGUUUUACAAAGAUGUUUUUUUUUUUUUUUUUGUUCUGUGAACUACUUUUCUACCAGAGAUCUUGCUCUGAUUUUCAUGAGUAGUACCUUUUCUGAAAGAAAAUCGGUAUGGGGAAAUACUUUUUGGAGGCCAUUUUUCGAUUUUCUCAACAAAUGUAAAAAACCAAGAAAAAAUAGGAAAAACAGGAUCCAUUUUAAUUUUGGAAUUUGAAUAAUUGUAAUUUUACCUUAAUAUGACAUAUAUAUUAUUGACACUCAAGCGGAGUUCAACUGAACUCCGCUCAGAUUCUUUUUUUCGUUAGCAAUGGUUUAUCGUGACUUACAGGUGUACAUUAAAUUACUUAUUCUAGCGGUUGCACCCGACCCCAUUAUUCUAGUUUGUCUUUUUGGGAUUAGAAUGCCAUGUAUAUCCUACUGGGCUGUAGACAUAAAUUAAUUAUUUUUAUUUUUACAGAUGAAAGAAUAACGUUUGAAGUAUUUCUACCAAUUUAUCAAGCUAUUUCUAAAAAUAGGUCAUCUAACACUGCUGAGGAUUUUAAUGAAGGAUUACGUCAUUUUGAUAAAGACGGCAAUGGCUAUAUUUCAUCUGCUGAACUGAGACAUCUUCUUACCAGUCUAGGUACUUUUUUUUUUUAACAUCAUAAAGAUUUAAUACUGAAGUAUUAUCAAAAAAUAAUUAAAUUAAAUAAUAAGAAUAUGAAAUUUGAUUCUAAUACUUUUGAAUGAAUAUUUUUUUUAUCAGGUGAAAAACUAACAGAUGAUGAAGUUGAACAAUUAUUGGCUGGACAAGAAGAUUCCCAAGGAAAUGUUCUUUAUGAAGAAUUCAUAAAUAUGGUUAUGUCUGGUUAAUUUUGUAUUAUUUAAAUUUAAUACACAUUAUGAUAUUAAAAAACAUUUCAAUGUUUACUAUUUUACCAGUAUUUAAAAUAUAUAAUUAACAUAAUAUAAUAAUGCAAUUUUGUUAUAAUUUCAAUACUAACCAUUUAUAUGUGUAAGUUUAAUGCAUUUUGUUAUUCUCAUUUGAAAUCACAUUCCAUAAUAGCUAUAAACCUGUCGUGAAUUGGUAAAUUUGUAAUAUUUAUAUUAUAUUUUAUAUUUAUUGUUUUAUUUUUGUAUUGCCAUUGUUUACUAAUCAAAAUAAAUAUUAAUCAUGAUUUUUAAAUAUUUUAUUAUUCUAAGAAUGUCAUAGAAUAAAAUAUAUUAUUAUUGUAAUAAAAAAUGUAUAGUCAAGUCAGUAUAAAAAAAAAACCAAUUACAGUCUUAAGUAGACAAAAGUGAAAACUUCUACUAAUAAAUAUUGAUUAUUGGUUUAAAUUAAACUUAAAAAUGGCAGACCUAAUUGAAUCGGGGUAUGAUAAUAAGCAUAAUUAAUUUUUUAUAUCAUUAUUAUCAGCUUAUAACUAAUAUGUGAUACAAAUAUAAGAGAUUUAAUAUUAAAAGUUGAAAAUGUAGCAUCUAUUGUUGUCCCACCUUUUGUUGCUUCCAAUCUAUUUUUAUUCGUAGACAAACAACGCUUUUUUAAAAAAAAUCUUUUAACAGCUAUGCACUUUAUUUAUUUAUUUUGUAUGACAUGGAUCUCAAACACAUAAUACACUAUUCACUUUCUAACUAUAAUAAUAAAAUAAAAACAGAACAUAAGGUUCUGGUAGCACACAUAUAGCUAUUAAAUAUAUUAUAUAAAUUGUAAAUGCAAGUAAAAUAAAAUAAAUCAACAUAUAAUAAUAUUGUUAUAAAUAGUAGUUAAUUAUAAGUCUAAGUCAAGUUCUAUUAGCCAUUCUAUUGCCUCUUUGGUAGCUUUGUGGAUUCCUUCAGUCCCUUGUUCGAAUAACCUCCUGGGACACGAUUCCACGAUGUGUUUUAUGGUCUGUUCCACUUCCCCACAAUCACACGCUGCACUAUCUUUGUAGCGCCAUUUGAAUAAUAAAGAUCCACAUCUUCCCNUUUGUAACAUGUGAUUUUGUCCACUCUUCAUUCCAUAAUGUACUACUACAAAAUUGUGUGUUGAUUAAGUUCUUUGCUGUUAAGCCAGGUGGUUUUCUGGAUUUUAGUCUAUUUAUCGGUUUAUCCCUUAGCAUUUGGAACAGUAGUGAUCCUUUGUAGUUUAGGCAUGAAGUUAUAGUGUUGACUAGAGCCUCUUUCCUCUGGAUGUGGGGUGGUGCUAUAUUUGUCAGCACUGGGAGCCAAGGUGUUUGGGUUGAAUUUACAUAUUAAUGCAUUGUCUUUAACAUAUUUAAAUAAUGUUUGGAAUUGUUGAAAAACCUCAUUUGAUAGUGGAACAAAUUUUGAAAGCAAUAUUUUCAAUAAUGUGUGCACUGUUACCCCAUUAAUAGCUACUGCCGCCUUUCCAGUGGAUGCGCAUGUUACGUAAGCAUUGCAAUAGUCAUCAGUUUUAGAAAAUUGUUUGUAACAAUUCAUGAUGAAUUUAAUAACAAAUGUCUUACCAUACCCUGCUGGUCCAUCAAAAAUAACUGUAAAGAAUCCUUCUUCAAUGAUAAUGAAUGUGAGAUUAUAUUGAAAAUGAAACUAAACUGUUUUUCAUUGACUGAUCUCAUCAAUUUAAAGAAUACUUUAUUAUCCAUUAAUUAAAUUUUCUCGCUUUUUUGCUAUUGCUAAAAGUUUAUUUAGCUAAUCGCAAAUCUACAAUAGAAACAGCAUUUGGUUCACUGAAUAUUUGCUAAGUAGCUUCAAGAAGUUGUUUUCUCAUAUCUGAAGUUAAAAUUCUGAGUUUCAUCAGUCUUAUAAUAGAAUGAAUAAGACAAUUGCCAUCUCUAAGAAUGUCUGUUUCACAUAUUAAAAUAGCAUUGGGCAUUGAACACGCGUGAAGUUCUUCAUAUAAAGCUACUGGAGUGCAAUCACUAAAACCAUAAUAUUUAAAUAAAUAAACAAUUUUCAAAUUGCAAUACAAAAAGUUAAAAUUACAUACAACUGUAAGACUGUAUUGAUAAUUGAUUGUAAUUUUUCAAAACAGAAAAAUCAUGAUCAUCUUCUUUUAAAGUUUUCCCGCUCAUAUUCCCAGCUUGAUACAUUUUGCAUUCACAAAAAAAUUUUUUUAUUAAGUAAAUACAAAUUAAUUAAAAUUUUAAAAAAAAAUCAUGGGUAAUAUAUGGAUAGAUUAUGAAUAUGUAAAUAUCAUACACACCUUUGUAAAUUGCCAAAAAGGGACCCCUAUGAUUCACUUGUCAAAUUUUUUAUCGCUGUUCAUUUUCUUUUUGACGCUGGGCAUGGGAUUUUUUACGACGCAAUUAGUACGUUAUAUCAAUGGUAACAUUUUUUUGUUACUGAAAAUAUAUAAAUAUAAACAUUCCAUUCCAAGCCAGCAUGAUUUCUAAAGCCCCUUAAUACGUCAUGAAUGUUACUCUACAUAAUGACCUUCGAAUCCCCACCAUAAAACAAACA